Molecule: messenger RNA, 912 nt
Organism: Dermatophagoides pteronyssinus (European house dust mite)
Lineage: Eukaryota; Metazoa; Arthropoda; Arachnida; Sarcoptiformes; Pyroglyphidae
Product: polyglutamine-binding protein 1-like
Molecular function (GO): protein binding
Source: RefSeq, a predicted model, not a curated record
UCGUUUGAUUCUUUUAUUUUCCCCAAAAACUCACCGACUGAAAAAUUAAUUUUUUGAAAAUACUUUUUAUCAUUUCAAAAAAUGUCUAAAUUACCACCUGCAUUAGCAGCACGUUUAGCUAAACGUGGUCUAUUGGAAAAACCAUUACCAUCGACAAUUGAACAUGAAGAAGUUAUUGCCGAAGAUUAUGAUGAAACACCUAAACAAGAAUUUAUUCAAUUGAAAACUAUAGAUACGGUUAUUGGUUGUCCAAAUAAAUAUAAUAUUUAUCAUAAUUGUACAAGUUUUUGUGCAAAAAAAUAUGCCGAUGUACGAAUCGAACCGAAUAAACGUAUUCGUAAAAUAUUUGCUAAACUUUUGAAAAAAUAUCCAUUAAAAGAUUCAGUAUGGGAACAAGUUUAUGAACCAGGAUUACAAACAUUUUAUUUUUGGAAUACAGAAACUGAUCAGGUUUCUUGGUUACCACCAAAUCAUCCAGAUGCAAAAAUAUCAAUAUCAGCAGAAAAACUUCGUCGAUUAGUACGAGAUGAUCAUAAUGAUGAUGAAAAUGAAAGUAGUGAUGAAAAAGAAUCAACCAAAAAUGAUUCAAACGACGAUGAAAAUGAUGACGACGACGACGACGAUGAUGAUGAUAGUGAUAAUGAUAAUUCUGAUGAUGAAGAUGAAGACAAUGAUUCAGAUGAACCUAAACCAACUGAAGUAAAAAAAUUACGUCGGAUGGUUGAAAAUCGAAAUCGAUUAGAUCCAAUGGAUCCAGCUUCAUAUUCAGAUAUUCCACGUGGUAAAUGGUCAGAUGGAUUAAGGUAAAAUUCUUGGAUAGAAUUUUAUUUAUUCGAAUUCUCCUAAAAUCGAAUCGUAUACCAUUUUGACACUGACAUCUAUGGCCAAUGUUUAUCACUAAAAAUGUGGGCG